Messenger RNA from Danaus chrysippus (African queen), 630 nucleotides. The record is from the annotation of a GenBank genome assembly. Lineage: Eukaryota; Metazoa; Arthropoda; Insecta; Lepidoptera; Nymphalidae.
AUGUCUGAAGCUUUUAAAACAUCACCUCGUUUAAACCAAAGGUCUACGAUGGAAUCAAUAACACCUCCAACUGAAGUAAAGAAACUGGAUACUAAUCAAGCACACGAAGUGUUCAGAAAUAAUAUAACUGCAGUAGAAGUUAUUGUGAAACAGAUUAAAAAUAAAAACGCUAAAGAAUACACGCCCGAGGAAAAAAACAUCGAUUGCCUCCACGAGGAAAUAGAAAAAUUGAAAACGGAAUUGAGUUCAGCUAAAAGAUCCUUGGAGGUCACGAAAAAAUGUUUCUCGUCCAUUAUGUUUGAACUGGGAAAACAAUUAGAAACUGCGAAUCAGCGGGAGUUGAAAAGACAAACAAAGAAUAUAGUUCUACAGCUAGAGAAGGAAAAGAUGAAGACGCUAUUGGAAUCUAAAACAAAUCUUGUUUGUAAAAUGUCCAAAGAAAUGUUGUAUAUGAAACGGGUAGUCAAGCUGUUGGGUAAAAGCAUCGGAUGUAUGGCUUCUGCAUCAGACGAUAUCCAUUCACGUUCAGAAUACGAGGAAUUCGAGAAUGAUUUAUUGAAACGUACGAAAUGUGCUGUGAAUACAACAGACGACCCAAUCACAUACAAUAAUACUACAGCAUCUAGUUAA